AUGUCAUCGAGCGAAAAGCUAAAAUGGGUCGAAACGAAUUCUGUGGAGAAGGAAGAAUAUCCAGGGCUUGAAGCAAAUGGCCAACCGGAUAACGGAGGCGCAAACCCGAGGAAACAGGACAGGAGCAAUGCCGCUUGGGUCUGUGCAAAAUGCUCAAACUUGGGUCUUUCUAUGGAUAGAUUCCUCAUCAAUAAUGCACAUAACGUGGAAAAGGGCCAAUACUUCACCAAGGAGUCUCCAACCGCUUUUUCGCCGAAGCAGGCGAAUACAAAAUAUCCUCUUGGAACCUUUGAGGAAAUUUCGAGUCGAAGCUACUAUUGCAAGUUCUGCGAGCUUGUCACGAGAUCUGUCGGGACCGGAGAAGAGACGGCCUGGACCGAAGAACAACAACGCGCCACAUGUUAUGUGACUUGGGAAAUUGAUGGUCGCAGUGCGGGUAACAGCCACGAGCGUGUCAAGGCUCGUACUCGAAGGCUCCAUCUUCAAUGGGAAAAUGGCAUGCUUGAAGAUGCGUACCUAGUCUUGGUCACACAGAAUCGUUACAACCUGAUCAAUUCCGACGCGAGACACAUGUGGCAGGAAAAUUCGCACUUUCUGGCACGGAAGGUGUCGUCCGAAGCAAGUCGAGAAACGCUAGUCAAAAGCUGGCUGGAUGACUGCCUCGAUAACCAUGGAAGGGAUUGUUGGCAUUCCGCAAGAGAGAAAGCAGCCUUUCAAGAGGUGACUGGCCAGUCGUACUUUGGCGUCAUCGAUGUUGAACAAAUGUGCUUGACCACUCUUCCACAGAAUCCCGGGAGACGGUUUGAAAGCGAUGGCGACGACGACGACAGAUAUUCAGAUGCUUCGGAUCAUAGCGAGAUGGGACAAGAAACACACGACCGUUACGUCGCCUUGAGCUAUGUAUGGGGCGGAAACAAUGCGGAGAAGACGGUCCAUAACAAUGUCCUUACACGGCUGCUUCAUGGUGGGCUGGAAGAGCCGUUCAAGAAAAUGCCCAAGGUCAUCCAGGAUACGGUCAAGCUCGUUCGCCGUCUCGGUUACCGCUACCUGUGGAUCGACGCCAUAUGCAUCGUUCAGAACAGUGCUCGUUCAUGGAAGCUCAAUGCGGAAAUCAUGAACAUGAUCUAUCGCAACGCUGACCUGACGAUAUGCGCUGCGGAUGGAGUCGACGCCACAGCCGGUCUGAAAGCCUUAAGCAAGCCAACACACUCACAGAUCAUUGUGGAGUGUGCACCCGGGUUGCGACUAAUGGUCUGCCGCUUGGCCGAAGCGAGCAUCAAGAAAUCCAAAUGGAACACCCGAGGAUGGACAUUUCAAGAACGGCUUCUGUCCAGACGGUGCCUGAUAUUCACCGAAGGGCGCGUCAUGUUCCAGUGUCGAUCCUCUGCCAUGUCCGAGGAUAUAGUCACGGCUCCUGGAAGCGUGGAAAAUGCCUCCAGAUGGUCUUUGGAUCUGCUGCAGUCCCCACUUCAACUGCUGAACUCCCUAGCCCCGCGACCCAUCUGGUUUUACAUGAACUGUGUUCAGCUCUACUCGGCCAGAGACCUCACCAAAUCGGGCGACAUCUUAGCAGCUUUCAACGGUGUUUCGAACCAUAUCGAGGACACUUUGAGCUCUCCCUUGACUUUUGGUCUUCCAACAUCUCAUUUCGACCUUGCUCUACUCUGGAUUCCUCUUGGAUCAUCACAGCGGCGGAUGGGAGACGAGUCCGAGGAUGAACGCUUCGACGACGAGCCGUCCCGACGCAGAAACAGCGGACACACGCGAGAGACGAAUUUUCCGAGCUGGUCAUGGUGCGGCUGGCAAGGAUGCACCAUGGAUUAUUUGACAAACAGCAUGAUCGACGACUGCCUGGAGGAUGUCAACGAAUGGCUGACCCAUCACACCUGGAUCCAAUGGCACAUCCGCGAUGGUCGCGGCCGAUUACGUCCGUUAUGGGAUUCCACCUCGGCUCGAGAGCCGAGAUUCACCGAGAAACGGUGGCGCGGGUACAGCUCCGAGUCGGACGAUCUUCAGGUCUUUAGUAGGCUUGCACCCAUUGCUCGGAAGGGUAGAUGGCAGCCUACUGAUAUCCUCGAGGAAAGGAAGGUUGCGGAAGAAAGAAAGAUGUAUGAGAGAAAGGUUGAGGAAGAAAGAAAGAUGUACGAGAGAAAGGUGGAGGAAGAAAGAAGGAAGCGGGAGAUGGAGGCUGAAGAGGAAAGAAGAAUGCGGGAGAAGAAGGCAGCGGAAGAAAGAAGAAUGCGGGAGCUGAAGGAGAUAGAGAGGUUGAAGGCUGAAGAAGAAAGAAGAAUGUGGGAGCUGAAGGAGAUGAAGGAGAUGGAGAGGUUGAAGAGAAAGAAAGCUGCGGCACGCCGCACUGCAACCGACACGGCGCACGACCAAUACGGCCGCGUCAUUGGUCUGCACCACCACCACAUGGGUGAGAGAAUGUAUUUCCAGCGGACUAUCCCAGAGAGCCCCUACAAAGUCAACAUGACGGAAUACACUCCGGAUAAGGACAUGGAGUACCCGGAUUCGCCUAUCCUGCAGUUCUGGACACACUCGGCUUUCCUGCGCCUGUAUCCCUCAGAGCAUGAUAGAAAGAACGGACUCGUCCGGUUCAGCAUCACAGACGUGUCGAACGACUGGUGCGGCACGAUUCAGCUUUCGGAGAAUUGGGUCGAAGCGGAGGAAGCGCGGCAGAAAAACGAGGGGCUCAACUGGGACAGUGCGCAGUACGAGUUCCUCGCGCUAUCAGAGGCGAAGAAGUUCACCGAGGAGGAGUGCGGCGCGUGGACGUACUACCUGCCGCUGGAGCGGAAACAGUCAGAGUGGGAUUUGUACUUUGUCCUCCUGACCGAGAAGAGGAACGGCACGUGGAGCCGCGUGGCGCUCGGCAAGGUCUUCUCGACUGCCUUCGAAAACGAGCUUGGGGGAUCUUCUGAGUGGAAGGAGAUCGUGUUGGUGUGA
Messenger RNA from Lasiodiplodia theobromae, 2949 nucleotides. RefSeq names its product Heterokaryon incompatibility protein. Lineage: Eukaryota; Fungi; Ascomycota; Dothideomycetes; Botryosphaeriales; Botryosphaeriaceae. The record is from RefSeq and is a predicted model, not a curated record. The transcript is spliced from 2 exons. Bases 1 to 2949 code for a protein of 982 amino acids.